UGUGGAAGAAACAAAAUAAAAUUGGAGUUUAUUGCAAUGACCAAGAAUCGUCUCCCGUAUCCCUAAUUUUCGCCUUUGAAUUCUCCCAAAGGAAGAUAAAGGAAGAAAUUGGCAGUAAUUCGGAGCAGAGUCAUCAUCGUGAGUUCAUUUUUCUCUGCAGAGAAAUCUUGUAGUUCCAUUUUUUGAGGUUGAUCCCUGGAGUUUUCCUAGGCGGUGGAUUUGUUAUUGGAUUCAGGAAAAUUCAUUUUAUGGCAUUUGAAUGCCAAGGAAAUACAGAAAUAGAAUCAAAAGACAUUUCAAGAAAUCAUUUGGGUAAUCUUCAAUCGAAGAAACUCGAAAAGCGCAUUCUGUCUAACAAGAAACAGGUUGAAUCAAGAGAGGCUGAAAUUCCAGAAGGCGUGUUUGUAUUUAAUGCUAAACAUGGGAUGUGUUCGUUUGAGCAACAGGAGGACAGCCGUUCAUUUCUUGACCUUCCUCCUGCAUUGAUAUCGGAAAUCCUUAAUUUCCUUGACCCUAGAGAACUUGGGACCGUAUCUUGUGUGAAUAAGUCUUUGUAUAGUCUUGCCACUGAACAUCAGGUGUGGAAGGAGUUUUACCAUGAAAGGUGGGGUCAUCCAGUAGCUUCAAUCAAUUUAGGACCUGGGUGUUCAAAUGAGAAGUCAUGGAAGGAACUUUUUGUGGAGAGAGAGUCCCGGAGCAAGAGUUUUAAGGGGCAUUACAGCAUCGACACACUACAUGGCCAUACUGAAGCUGUUAGGACAGUUUUUGUGUUGGAUUCCAAGAAGCUCGUGUUCACAUCAGGGUAUGAUCAGGUAGUGAAGAUGUGGGACAUGGAGGAAGGCAUGUCAAUAGCAUCAUCACGACCUCUGGGCUGUACUAUUCGUGCAAUCGCAGCUGAUUCAAGGCAUUUAGUUGCUGGUGGUACGGAUGGAUUCAUACAUGGUUGGAAAGUUGAGGAUGGAAACCCUCACUUGUUCGACCUCAGAGCACAGCAUAAUGUUAACAACAUGGAAUUCCGAGUUUGGGAGCACAAUGGUCCAAUAACUUGUCUUGCACUGGAUUUUAGUAAGAUGUACAGUGGUUCUUGGGACAUGACGAUACGUGUUUGGGAUCGAUCUUCUUUGAAAUGUUUGAAUGUCUUGGUGCACAAUGACUGGGUUUGGAGCCUUGUUCCUCAUGACACUACAAUUGGUAGCACUGCAGGUUCCGGUGUCUACAUUUGGGAUACUAAUAGUGGUAGUCGUCUAGGAAUCAUUAAUGGCCCCCAUGUUGGUAAUGCCUAUGCUUUGGCACGAAGUCACACAGGAAAGCUUUUGUUUACAGGAGGAGAAGAUGGUUCUAUACACAUGUUUGAGAUGUUAAGAAAUUCCAAGUGCAAUAUCAGGAAGAUUGCUACUUGGAUUCCUCACAGUGGACCUGUAUAUUCUCUUGCAUUUGAGUUCCCUUGGCUGGUUUCAGCCUCCAGUGAUGGGAAGAUUUCACUUAUUGAUGUUAGAGAGCUGCUGAAGAGAAAACGUACUACUGACAUUACUUCUAAGGCUUACACUUUUGACCAGAAGAAUGUAGAACCUCCACAGAGAAUGCUGCAUGGGUUUGGAAGCAAUUUGUUCUCAGUUGGGAUUGGUUCUGACCGAAUUGUUUGUGGAGGUGAAGAAGGGGUUGUUAGGAUCUGGAACUUCUCACGAGCAUUGGAGAUUGAGCAACGUGAUAGAGCUUUGAGAGGUAUGAAGCUUGAGAAACGGAUGAGACGACGGAGGCUCCAGCUAGAAAUGAGUACUAAAGGUGGUCAAGAUGAGCAAUGUUCAGUUGCAGCCAAGAAGAAUCAGAUGAACACUGAUAAGAGUGGUUGGCACGGCAGGCGUAGAGUAAGUGGGAAGCUAAAAGCAUAGACAUGGAUGGAUUAUAGCUUCCUGAUUGUUUUCAUACUUAUACAUUUUUAAUUGUUUAGUCUUAGGAUUGUUGUGGCCAUUACCUGCCUUGCUUUGGAACUUUAUCUGUUUUAGAUUAUUAUUUAGAUAGUUUUCUGAUGGUUUAAUGUCUUUUUUCUAUUUUUUCAAAAAAAAUAAAAAGGAAAAAAAGGAGAAACUUUUGACAUCUUUUGUUAUGUUGCAUAACUCUCUCAACUACAUCACUGCUUUCAUUGUUGACAGUAUCUGUUGGUUGACGAUCGUCUGAAUUGCAUUAACCAUUUGAAUGCAGUUUUGAUUCUGAACAUCCCUUGGUUAAAAAUAAAUGAUAAU
Andrographis paniculata is the source of this 2240-nucleotide messenger RNA. RefSeq names its product F-box/WD-40 repeat-containing protein At5g21040. Gene Ontology annotation, molecular function: protein binding. Bases 249 to 1889 code for a protein of 546 amino acids. NCBI's taxonomy places the organism in Eukaryota, Viridiplantae, Streptophyta, Magnoliopsida, Lamiales, Acanthaceae. Gene Ontology annotation, cellular component: preribosome, large subunit precursor. The record is from RefSeq and is a predicted model, not a curated record. The transcript has 2 exons.